AUGGUAAAAUUUAACAGUGCUUCUGUUGCUUAUAAAACACUCAAUGGACUUAUUUGUGUUUAUAAACCUCCAUGCGUAUCAGUGAGACAAGUACAACACACAAUUUUAACAAAACUUUGCAGAGAUCUAAAUGCACUACCUGAUAGACCAAGAGAGAAUAGAGUGGAAAUUGAAGGGGCUACUAAUGCCCCAAUGACUGUUAAGUUAGUUCCCAAUUAUGCAGAUGAUCCCUUGGUUUGUGGUCCAAGAUAUAUUAGAGAUGACUUCAGAUGUAGUUGGGCUACUCACCUUGGAUUGUUUACAAGUGGUGUUUUAUUACUAGGCAUAAAUGAGGGCACAAGACUAACUUACCAAAUCAACAUGGCUAGGCCAACAAGAGCAUAUAAGGUCCAUGGCCAACUUGGAAAGGCUACUGAUACAUACUUUUGGAAUGGAAAAACAGUUGAGAAAUCAACAUUUGGCCAUAUAACCAGGGACAAAAUUGAUAGAGUAGUGGCACACAUGCAGUCAGCACAUCAAAAGACUAUGUUUACAAUGUCUGGUCUUCAUAUGGACUCACAGACCACAUUUGAACUAGCUUCUCAGGGUGUUAUUAGGCCUGCCAAUAAUAAACUACCUGUACUAUAUGGAAUAAAAUGUGUCCACUUUCAUCCUCCAAAUUUUACUUUGGAAGUACAAGCGGUGAAUGAAUAUGAUAAGUAUCUAUGGACGCUAAUUCAUGACCUAGGAGUGCAAUUGAAAACAUCUGCACACUGCACAGAUAGUGAUACUGAUAGUGAAAGGGAAAUUCAGGCCAGAAUGAAAGAUUUCACUGACACUGAUCUAUUGAGCGAUUAUAGAUUGUUGGAAGAGUGUGCUCGGUUUGUGUAUGCUGUUAGGAGAGAUGAGAAAAAGAAAUAUACGAGAAUUGACAAAGAUUUGCCAAUUCAUUUGUUUAAAUUAAAAAUGGCAGCCAGGAAGAGAGCUGAAAAGAUAAGGGGUUCUGCUAAAAAGUUCUUUGAGUUAGACCCUAAAGAAUCUUUAGGAGAAAAUUUAUCAGGCAAAUGUAUUGUAGAAUUUCCAAUUAUAUUUAUUGUUCUCAAAGAUCAUGCUUAUAACUUUGAAAUUGUAACACCAGAAGAUGAAUUUAAUUAUGAUAGAAAAGAAACAAGUGAAAAUAAUGAUAACACAAAUCAAUCAAUUACAAAUAAUGGAACUCAUAAUGAAAAUCCCAACCAUACAUACAAAGAGCAGAGAAAAAGGCCGAGACAGUUGUUAACGGAGAAGAUAGCAAAGCAGAAAAAAAUGGAAAUUGAAAAAGAGUUGAAAGAAGAAAGGAAAAAAAGACCUAAGAACCUAUUAUUUACAACAGGCUACUCAUCGGAAGAAAGUAUUAGUAGUGACAGUGAUGGUGAAUGUGACAACAAUAUUAAUAAUAUUAAUGAAUCUAGAAAA
This is a messenger RNA of Iphiclides podalirius (scarce swallowtail), 1434 nucleotides long. The record is from the annotation of a GenBank genome assembly. NCBI's taxonomy places the organism in Eukaryota, Metazoa, Arthropoda, Insecta, Lepidoptera, Papilionidae.